AUGGCUGGCUCUGAUGAUUCGGGAGUAGUACUCUCUGUUAGUGAUGGGCCAUCUGGAUCCAGCGAAGUCAGCGCAUCCGAAAAGACCCCUACUAUGUCGUCGGACAAUGCAGUCGAGUGUAGUGGCGAUGCGAAGCCUGUCACACUCGAAAACAGCCCUGCAUUACGGGCUAUAGAACCGAAGGACAAAGAACCCCAAACUUGGGAUGUCAACGCUGCGAUAGGUCGCACUACAGACAAAGAUGGGUCAUCGGCUACCUCGGAAGACAACUCAGAUCGGGACUCGGAUACCGAUAACGGAGAUUUGAGUGAGGGUACAGAUGUUGACGAGAUAUUGGAUUACAUCAAAAGCAAAUACGACGACGUCAACGUCAAGGAGCGUAUCAAGCUGGCACCGAAACGUAUAGCGCAGGUUCAUCAAUACUCAAGGAUUUUGGAAGAAAGGCUUGCGCUUCUUGAAAAAAGAGCCACGGCAUUCGAUAAGAAACUACGCAGGCUGGCGGACGGCGAUGACGAACUCCCUCCACCCCCUCCGCUCGACAAGACCGGGCUGCACCUGAAGCCUGAGUUGAAUCUCCAACUAUCAAAGGUCAUGAAGCCUGCAAAAACAAUGAAUGAUGAGAAGCCAAAAUCUGCCACUCAUCAAAUCGAUGUUUUUGUGGGAGAGCCAGAAGCAGAAAAGGUCGAAAGAUUCAGAGGACUGGUGACAAAAGCAAACGUUCUGGGAGACGAAGACGUAAAUGACAAGACGACGCCGUCUGAUGCGAUGAUUGAGCACUCAUCUAAAUCGUUCGAUGAAAGAAGGCUGGCGGAGGAAAUGGCCAAGAUCAGAAACAAUCACCUCCCGAAUCGGAUCAGGAUCAAUGGAGUCGCGAUACUGUACCUGUUUCGAAAGUUUAACAUGGGUGGCGAAGGUCGCAUGGAUGAUGUGAUACUACGACCUUUCAAGCCUCUUCUUCGAAACAAAGAAGAGAUAUUCAACAUCAUGUCAGAAGUAGAGUCAGCUUUGACCAGAAUUAUUACCCAACGCCCAGGCAAAAAGACAGAACAGAUGGCAAGUCCCAGAAAUCUCGACGAUUCCAAAGAUGCCGACGAGCCCAAAGACAUCAGCGACUCCAAGAGCGUCAACAAUUCCAAAGAGGCCGAAAACACGCAAGACUCGAAGGCGAUCAGCGACAAAGUCAAAAGAAAGCAGGCUCGCAAAGCUCGCAAAGCUUCUAAAAAAGCAAACCCGGUCGAUAUUGAGAACCAGCGCAAGUUUGAGGCACUGCAAAAUGGACCCGACGGCAUUACCGAAGAAGAGUGGGAUGUUGUUCUCAAACAACUUGAGCUUUUCGACGACAACAGUGGAUGCUGUGGGCGGAACAUGAAAGGAUGGCCAGCUCUCUCUGAGGUUAAGAAGUCUUUCGAGUGCAUCAAAGACCUUUUUCACACAUACUUGUUACCCGGCCAUGGGGAACUCCGGGAACGUAAGGCCAAAAAAGUGCGCUUCUGUGAUCUAUGGCACCUUUUCCAGACCGGAGACCUGAUAACCACGAAGCGAAUGGCCAAUCUGGAUGAGACAGAGACUCAAGAUCAGCUAGGGAUGAAGAUUCUCAUGACAUCUGGUGGUCGGAGAGUCAUUGCGCCCAAAGUGCCUGCUCCAGUUUACCCAUCUCCUGUCAAACUAUCCAACUCCAAGGACAAGAUCGAGCCCAUAAAUGGCAUAAAUCCCUUUUGCAUCCAUGCGUAUUACUUAGACUUCAACGGUUCGAGAUUGGUACCAAUACGACGGCAGAUUGUCAUUGCGCCAUACCUUGGAGAGCGCAACAUCCUGGAGCUAGAGGUUGUCCCGAUCAGCCAUUCUAGCAGUACAGCCGAAAUGUUACGAGAGCGAGGCAAGAAGUUCAUCGAAUCUGUACUGGCUUCUACUGCACUAUACGUGGAUUGUAGAGGUCUCGAGCUCCGUACUCGUGAGGAGAUUACCGACAGAGUCAUCGUUGAUAUGAAGGGUUAUCUCGGCAUCAAUCCCAGUGAGAUGCCAUCAUUCCAGGAGCCAGAAGAGCUUGACGUGUCGGAGACUAGCAAUUGCCCUCAAGGAAAAGAUUGCAACUACUCCUGCAUCUCCUGCUGGCAUCGGACCUCUGUUGUGCAUGAUCAAAUGACGGACCUCAAGACCUACCAAGCGUACGUUGAGGGUAAACCUGUGUUCAAUCCGCUGUCAGGAACGCCAAAUGCCGGUCUUAUAGAGCCUUCUGACUUCAUCAUCUGCCAUUACCGCGUCUUUGCCUAUAAGCUGCGUUCGCGCGAAUGGGUGCAUGUAAACGUCAAGGAUCUUGAAACCCCACAGAAGACCGACAAGAGCAGAGGGUUUGAGAAGCUGGUCCUGGCGAAGGACCACAAAGACGUUCUCGAGUCUCAGGUCCGAGAGCAUUUCCGUAAGAAAGACUCACAAGCUGCUGGGGGGAGUUCGGAAAAUGAUAUGGAUCUGGUUCGAGGCAAAGGACAAGGCCUCAUCAUCCUCCUUCACGGUGCCCCUGGAGUUGGCAAAACUGCUACAGCCGAAUGCAUUGCUGAUCAGAUGGAGAAGCCGCUCUACCCAAUUACAUGUGGUGAUCUCGGAAGCUCGGCAGACGAUGUCGAGAAGAACCUAAAGAAGCAUUUCACACUUGCUAGUCGAUGGGAUUGCGUCAUGUUACUCGACGAAGCAGAUGUCUUUCUCGCCAGAAGAAAGAUGGAGGACCUUCGGCGCAACAGCAUCGUGUCGGUGUUCCUCCGCAUGUUGGAGUACUAUAAAGGUCUACUGUUCCUGACUACGAAUCGAGUGGGGACUUUCGACGAGGCUUUCACGUCUCGGGUGCACAUCUCGCUGUUCUGUAAGUAUCCUGACUUCAACAAAAAGACGACACUCGCAGUGUGGCAAACCUUCAUUGACCAGACCGUGCACGUUCUGAAGAACAGUGGCCGUAGUCAUGUCACCAUCAAUGGAGAAGAGAUCAUGAAGUUUGCCAAGAAGCACUGGAAGGAGGGCAAAGACAGCAAGCGGGCACGCUGGAAUGGACGCCAGAUCCGAAACGCCUUCCACACCGCUGUAGCCAUGGCUGAGUUCCGCGCAAGAACUCAAAAGGAUGGUGCAGAAUACGAUGAGAGUAAGGAUGUCAAGAUCAGCGUGGGAAGAGAAGAAUUCGAAAAGAUUGCCAGCACCGCUAGAGAAUUUGAUAACUAUAUGACGGAGACGAUGGGUUCGACUUUCGAGGCUAAAGCCUCCAGGGAAGGUCUGAGGAAAGAGCAGAAGAAGGAAGAAGAGAAAGCGAAAAAGAACAAGAACAAGAAGCAAUCUAAGUCGAAGAAGGACAGCGACUCGAGCUCUUCAGAUAGUGAGAGUGAGGAUGACGAUGAUGGGAAGAAGAGAAAGAAGAAGAAGAAGCCUUCCAAGUCGAAGAAGCGAAGUGACUCAAGCUCAAGUAGCGAGAGUGAGGACAACGAUGACUCUGAUAGUGAUUAG
This is a messenger RNA of Alternaria ventricosa, 3483 nucleotides long. RefSeq lists its product as uncharacterized. The transcript has 5 exons. NCBI's taxonomy places the organism in Eukaryota, Fungi, Ascomycota, Dothideomycetes, Pleosporales, Pleosporaceae. The coding region runs from base 1 to 3483 and encodes 1160 amino acids. Gene Ontology annotation, molecular function: ATP binding; ATP hydrolysis activity. The record is from RefSeq and is a predicted model, not a curated record.